Molecule: messenger RNA, 1023 nt
Organism: Solanum dulcamara
Lineage: Eukaryota; Viridiplantae; Streptophyta; Magnoliopsida; Solanales; Solanaceae
Product: glycine cleavage system H protein 2, mitochondrial
Exons: 3
Coding region: 215-679 (154 amino acids)
Biological process (GO): glycine decarboxylation via glycine cleavage system; protein lipoylation
Cellular component (GO): cytoplasm; mitochondrion; glycine cleavage complex
Source: RefSeq, a predicted model, not a curated record
UACCAACAAAUUGUUACAAGUGACACUCACCAACUUUUGCUGAAUGAGUUUGUUGACACCUCGACCCACCAGCCACCAUUGUCUUCCCUAUUUUUAUUGCUUCCACUUUCUUCUACAACUUUACUGGUACUAGUAUUUAUUUUCCAUUUUUCCCUAAUACAUAGUACAAGUGCUGGCAUAACUGUACAUCCAAAGCAGAAACCUAAAAAAGAGAAUGGCGACAAAGUUGUGGGCUUCAAGGGCUGCUUCAUAUCUCAGGAUCUCAACAUUUCACAGAGCUUUUGCCACUGUGCCCAAGAAUUUGAAGUAUGCAGAAUCUCAUGAAUGGGUUAAAGUUGACGGUAAUUCUGCAACAAUUGGCAUCACUGAUCAUGCUCAGGAUCAUUUAGGUGAUGUUGUCUAUGUUGAAUUUCCUGAAGUUGGGGCUUCUGUGGAACAAUUUGGCAGUUUUGGUGCUGUUGAAAGUGUCAAGGCCACCAGCGAUAUCAAUUCUCCUGUUUCAGGGAAGGUGGUGGAAUUUAAUGAGAAACUCAACGGGGAACCUGGUUUGAUCAAUGCCAACUGCUAUGAAGAUGGAUGGAUUAUAAAAGUUGAGAUGAACAAUCCCGACGAGGUCAAAUCAUUGAUGGACCCUGACCAGUAUACCAAGUUUUGUGACGAGGAAGACGCGAAGCACUGAUUUGCAACCUCACCGAAGUUGAGCAAGAAUACCAUUUCCUGCAGGAAUUUUUCACAAUGCAUAAAGAGGCUUCAUUCCUAAGCCCCGGAAGCUGGAUAGUAGUAGUGCUAUUUGGUCUUUGAUACAACAAUUGUUUACCCUGCAGUUCUUCUCUUUCUUUGCUAACUAAUAAUUCAGUGUUUUGAAUGUUGAAUUUCAUCUAUAGGUUAAAUUCAAGUUUUUUUCCCAAACACCCUUCACAAUAUUUUCAAGUCAAAGUUGAAUGUGGUAUAUGGUUUUCCUCAAUGUGGCAUUAAUGUUGAAUGGUGCUUUUAACAAUGUCCAUUUAGAUCACCUUUAAGCAA